Molecule: messenger RNA, 1290 nt
Organism: Striga hermonthica
Lineage: Eukaryota; Viridiplantae; Streptophyta; Magnoliopsida; Lamiales; Orobanchaceae
Source: the annotation of a GenBank genome assembly
AUGGAUUCCGAUUACGGAGUAGCCAGAGAACUUUCCGAUCUGCAGAAGCUUCGAUCUCUGUACAAACCUGAGCUCCCGCCGUGCCUUCAGGGCACUACUGUUCGUGUAGAAUUUGGUGACGCCACCACAGCUGCGGAUCCCACAGGUUCCCACACCAUAAGUAGGUCUUUUCCUCACACGUAUGGUCAACCUAUAGCUCACUUUCUGAGGGCAACUGCCAAGGUUCCUGAUGGUGGUUCAGAAGGUUUAUUUGCACAGAAAACAUUAGAGGUUACUGACGAGGUUCUUGCAACAUACAAAAAUCAAGGUGGUUAUGAUUUGUUGGGACGGACACAAGAUCAAAUCAGAACGACUGAACAAGUCAAUGCAGCACAUAAUGCAUGCACAACUUUGAAGCUUGAUGCUCUUGUAAUUAUUGGAGGGGUGACAUCAAACACAGAUGCUGCCCAGCUUUCAGAGACUUUUGCAGAAAGAAAGUGCCCGACAAAAGUUGUUGGCAUUCCUGUUACUUUAAAUGGAGAUCUUAAAAAUCAAUUUGUUGAGGCAAAUGUGGGGUUUGAUACAAUUUGUAAGGUUAAUUCCCAGUUGAUUAGCAAUGUCUGCACUGAUGCACUCUCGGCAGAGAAGGUUAUUCUUGCCGAAGAAGUGGCCGCAUCAAAACUAACACUUUUUGACAUCACAAAACAAAUAUGUGAUGCAGUGUGCAAGCUAGGGGUGAACAAGGAAAUUCAUGGCUUGCUCAGGCAAGGUGUUUCUGCUGAAAAAAUUUCUGCUCAAUUGUCACCGUGGGCAUCUGCGUUGUUUGAGUUCCUGCCUCCAUUUAUUAGAAAACAGAAUCCUGUUAAUAAGUGGCGCUGUGGUGCUGCACCUAUAACAGCUAUGAUGACUGUUAGGCGCUAUGGUCAUGGUCCUGGGGCUUCAAACCUCGGAAAACCAGCUUUGCAUCCAGCAAUUGUUGAUUUGAAGGGCAAAGCCUAUGAGUUAUUGAGACAGAAUGCAACCAAGUUUCUGAUGGACGAUGUGUAUAGAAACCCGGGACCCCUUCAGUUUGAAGGUCCCGGUGCUGAUGCUAAGGCUGUGACCCUUUGCGUUGAAGAUCAGGAUUACAUGGGCCGCAUAAAAAAAUUGCAGGAACACCUUGACAAGGUACGUGCCAUAGUGAAACCUGGAUGCUCGCAAGACGUUCUGAAAGCUGCUUUGAGCGCUAUGGCCUCCGUAACCGACAUUCUCUCUGUGAUGUCAUCAUCUUCCACCGGGAACAGUCCCUGUUUUGCUGAAGAGGACGAUUGA